UGCACCAAACAGUUGAUAUCCUCCAAGGAGCUGUUUCCCACAUCUAUAAUGAAGAAGAGUAGGAGUGUGAUGACGGUGACGGCAGAUGAUAAUCUUAAAGACUAUUUUGAAUGUAGCUUGAGUAAAUCCUACAGUUCUUCCAGUUACACCCUUGGAAUUGACCUUUGGAGAGGGAGAAGGUGCUGUUCAGGAAACUUACAGCUACCACCACUGUCCCAGAGACAGAGUGAAAGGGCAAGGACACCCGAGGGAGAUGGCAUUUCCAGGCCAACCACUCUACCUUUGACAACGCUUCCCAGCAUUGCUAUAACAACUGUGAGCCAGGAGUGGUUUCAACUAUCUCAGGCUUCAACUAUCUCGCAGAGAACCACUUUCUUCUGUUUCCUGGUGUGGAUAUUCAGUAUCAUCCAAUUUUGAGUAUUUAAAAAUUUUCUAUCA
This is a messenger RNA of Arvicanthis niloticus (Nile rat), 438 nucleotides long. NCBI's taxonomy places the organism in Eukaryota, Metazoa, Chordata, Mammalia, Rodentia, Muridae. The record is from RefSeq and is a predicted model, not a curated record.